Messenger RNA from Anopheles maculipalpis, 517 nucleotides. RefSeq lists its product as uncharacterized. The record is from RefSeq and is a predicted model, not a curated record. The coding region runs from base 48 to 497 and encodes 149 amino acids. NCBI's taxonomy places the organism in Eukaryota, Metazoa, Arthropoda, Insecta, Diptera, Culicidae. The transcript has a single exon.
AACCAUCCGCCAAGGGCAAAACACACAGUGACUCAUACCGCAGUAGAAUGUUUUCGUUUUUCAAAAGCAAAAAGCCCAGCCCAACACAGAUCCCAACGGAUCCAAUCCCUGGCGCGGUACCACCGGCCCCGCGAGAGGAUGAUUUUAUUUUCAUCGAACGACGCAGCCAACAGCCCACAGACGAUGGGUCCACCAACGGAACGGGUACGGGAGCGGCACCAUCGGGUGCUGGUGGUGGACUUUAUCCUACAGUACCGGAAGUUCCCGCCGCUGGUAGCGAACAGCCAGGAAAUCCGGUCCCGGUUCGGCAGCGGAGCGAUGAAAAGGCUGGCCACGCACUGCACGGUGUCCCGUUUCGUCUGUCGGCGGACAUUGGCCAGCCAGCAGAUAUGGAAAUAACGCGCAUCCAGACGAACGAAAUACUGGCCUACAUCGCACGGGUAAUGUACGCGCCGGACUAUGACUUUAGCCUGGAACGGAGCGUGCUGCAGGAUUGAGUGCGGACGGGCUGGUGCCA